This is a messenger RNA of Penicillium arizonense, 1671 nucleotides long. RefSeq lists its product as uncharacterized. NCBI's taxonomy places the organism in Eukaryota, Fungi, Ascomycota, Eurotiomycetes, Eurotiales, Aspergillaceae. The coding region runs from base 1 to 1671 and encodes 556 amino acids. The transcript is spliced from 4 exons. The record is from RefSeq and is a predicted model, not a curated record.
AUGACGGCCACGAUUGCUAGUGUUUUGAAUGACUGCUUGAAGGAGUUUACCGAUUCAACCACUUCAGGCGUCCUCGCGAAAUUCGAAAAUGAAGUCUCGCAACGCCGCUGGUUGGACGAGUUAGGGCGACUUCGAGUUUGGGCUUCCAAUAUUGGCGCUCAUCAAACUGGACAGUCUUCACUGGACUAUCGGCUCCGGGAUGCAUCACACUUGAAGGGUGAAACGAUAAAGAUCCUGCAGCGAACGCUACAGGUCUUAUUAAAUCUACGCCAGGUCAUCGAGGAAGGAGAAGAUGAGCCAUAUGAGGAGGAGCUUUUUAGCAGUGGUAGCGACAUGGAGUUCGAAAGCGAGGGCAACGAGAUGACGGACGUUCAACUACUCUAUCAAAGCCUACGCAACAAUAUCAACCUUCUAUUCCAGAUUACCAUGGCUAUUCGCAAACCGGCUGAUCAUGAUCGACUUCUUGGAAUGAAGAUCAAACAUGCCUCUUUCUUCGAGCCCUGGGCUCAGCAACACAUUUCCCACAAAUUCCCCGACGCCGGGGACAACACGAUUCGCCGUCUAAGCGCUGCCAUGGCGAGACAAAAAGCAGUCCUGAAAUAUUUCGAGCGGCACCGAGCAAAACUGGGCCAAGGCCUAUUAAAUCACGGAGACGCGGAAUCCAACUUUCUUUCUGAAACGGUGGCUACGGAAAUGACACUGGCCGAUGGCAUGGAUCACCUCCACUUCCUUGAGACAAAUUCGACGUCUGGUGUGUCACAAACAUCAUACGCCUCUAGCAUAUUCGCAGGGGAUGAGUCAUUUUCUAUUCCUAGUGCUCCGAAGGAAUCCGCAGAUAAAGCACCAUUCGAAUGUCCAUAUUGCCGCCUUGUGAUUACCAUUAAAAACACCAAGGACUGGGCACGUCAUGUGUUCCGGGACUUGAUGCCAUAUGUAUGCCUAUCCCCCGACUGCAGUACACCAUCAAAGUUGUAUGAAAGUCGUCGACAGUGGUAUCAUCACAUGUGCGAAGCCCAUUCCAUUUCGGAUACUAAUCAGAAUGGUUCGGAUUGUCCUCUUUGUCUGGAGCCCAUUCGACCACCUCUUACCUUCGAGCGACAUGUUGGCCAUCACUUGGAGCAAUUGGCACUUUUUAUUCUUCCUGGAGCGGAUCCGGAAGUUGAAGCUGAAUCAGAGCACUUGCCCGAAACUGCAUCUGCACAGAAUUUCGGGGGGUCCAGUGAUUCUGAUAGUAUGCCGGAAGGACAGCGCAAAGUGCCGCCUUAUAACGAACAACAGGAGUUAGAUGGAAUAAUUAAUGUGGGACGCAGGAUGCUGGCAGAAUUCUUUACCAGAGAAGGUGGUCACCUUGAUUCCCCUCAAAACACAGCCGAUCAGAAGAGGAAAGCCCAGAAUCUCCAGUCUCCCCAUCAAAGAAGGCUCAUUAUCCCUGCGGCUUUGGAAGCUGCAAACGAACGGUUCGAGGAACGCUCAGAUUAUGUCAUUGUCCUACGCGUGUUGUCAAAAGAGGAAAUUCAGACUUAUGCGAUCAAAACGCAAGAGAUUAGAGAUGCACGCUGGGAGGAAUAUCAAGAAGAAAUGAAGCUCCGACGUAAACAUAAUAAGAAUCAAGGGCCAGGCCCAUCGGACGUGGGUCGGGAGUCAGACAUCUCCGAAGAUGCGAUUGCUUAA